AUGUCUAGUGUUAGAUUUUUUUUAUGUAUUUUUCUAGUUCUUUUCACAUUUAUUGAUAUAGUUAAACCAUUUAAAGGAAAUUAUGGAGAUGCUAAUUAUUCCUUUUUUCAAGAAACACCUGUUAACAAUACAGGAGAAACUCAGAAAAAUGAACCAACAGAUGUACAAUCCAAUAUAACACAAAAUGAAGAAAUUAAUAAUACGAAACCAUUACAAGAAAAUAUAACUAAUAAUCAACAAAAUAAUAAUGAACAACUAAAUAAUAAUGAACAACAAAAUAAUAAUGAACAACAAAAUAAUAAUGAACAACAAAAUAAUAAUAUAGCACAAAAUAUUAGUGAACAAAAAAAUAAUAAUAUAGCACAAAAUAUUAGUGAACAACAAAAUAAUAACGAUACAACCGUAUCUCAUAUUUCAAACGACACAAGUAGUAAUACUAUAGAUAAUUCAAAUAUAAACCAAUUAGAUAAAUCAAAUGAUACAAAUAAUAUAAUAAAACACGAAGAAAAUAAUCAAACAAAGGAAAAUAACCCAGAAACUAUUCAACAUACAGAACCACUAACUAAUCAAAAUACAAAUGAAGUUAAAAUAAAUGAUCAUAAUGAACAUGAAAAAAAUACUGCAGAAAAUAAAAUAGAGGGACAACAUAAUAACAUAAAUCAUCAUUCAGAUGAUAUGAAUAAAAACCAAAAUAUUAAUAAUAAUAUGAUAAAUGAAAAUGCAGAUAAAAAUGUCCCACAAUUAGAUCAAACUGCAAAGUCUAAUGAACAACAUAUAAAUGAACACACAACUAACCAUCCUAUUGAAUCACACAUGGAUGAACAUAAUCGUGACCAAAUAAAUGAAGCUAUCCAUAAUGAAAAUGCAACCACUACAAAAAAUGAACCUACCCAUAGUGAAAAUUUAACCACUACAAAAAAUGAACCUACCCAUAGUGAAAAUGCUACCACUCCAACAAAUGAAACUACCCAUAAUGAAAAUGCUACAACUCCAACAAAUGAAGCUAUCCAUAAUGAACAUGCUACCACCUCAACAAAUGAAACUACCCAUAGUGAAAAUGCUACAACUCCAACAAAUGAAGCUAUUCACAGUGAAAAUGCUACCACCUUAACAAAUGAAGCUAUCCAUAAUGAACAAGUUAACAAUCCAACAAAUGAAGCUAUCCAUAGUGAAAAUGCUACCACCUUAACAAAUGAAGCUACCUAUAAUGAACACGUUACCACCCCAACAUAUGAAGCUACCCAUAAUGAACAUGUCAACAAUCCAACAAAUGAAGCUACCCAUAGUGAAAAUGCUACCAAUCCAACAAAUGAAGCUACCCAUAGUGAAAAUGCUACCACCUCAACAAAUGAACAACAUGCCCAUGAUCAAAAUACUGAAGUUCAUCCAAAUGACAAACUGGCUGUUGUUCCGUUCCAAGGAAUAAGAAAUAACAUUCCCUCAAAUGAAUCACAACCAAUUGUAAGUUUUCCAAACGAGGAUGAUAAUCAUGCGCAUAAUGAAGGUUCUAUAAACACAUCUGUUGAAGGAGAACACAAUAAUACAGAAAAUAAAGAAGGUCCCAUCAUUACACCAUUAGAAGGAGAAAAAGAAGGUACUGCAAACAAAGAAGACGUAACGCCUACACAUAUAGUAGGGGAACAGGUACCACCUCAAACACAUCAGGGAUAUAUCAUUACACCAGUAGGAGGGCAACAUGCACUCACUCAAACACAUCACGAACAUAUGAGUUCACCAGUAGGAGGGCAAUAUACACAUGGACAAGAAAAUAAUGAUGCUAGAUAUAUGACAAUGAACACGGAUGAAAGUAGCAACAGUGAUACAAAAGGAGAACAUUUAAAUUUACGAGCUUAUAAUAAAAAUAUGAAUAAUAACAAAGUGCAUAAUGAUAAAUACGAUAGUGAUACGUUAACUAGCGACGGACUUGAUGAUACAUAUUCAAGUAUGCAACAGAACUUUGAUAAAAACGGAAUCGAUAGUUUUAAAGGGAAAGGGUUGCAUGUAUCUUUAAGAGAAAGAAUAAUAAUGGAAAUAAUGGAAAGUGGAAAGAAUGGAAUAGAUGGUUUAUUAAAAUUAAAAGAUAGUAAAGAUAGUGGUAACUUAUUUAUGGAAGCAUUAGAAAAGUUAAAUAUAAAUAUCAAUGAAUUAAAAAAGAAUAAAAAUUUAAUAUCAUUAGAAGUAUAUGAUAAAAUAUUAUCAACCAUGUUUAAAAUAUUAACCGAGAUGUCUUUUUAUGAGGAUUCUAAAUUUUAUGAAACCUUAGGUAUAAAAAAGGAUAUAUUAAAUCAAUCAUUAAAAGAUAUAAAAAUAAAAAUAUUAAGAAAAAUUGGUGUUUCAUAUAGUAGGUUACCACCUAUAAUAAAACAUACCGAAGGAAAAUGUGCACUCAAAGAUUUAAUUAUAAGUAUAUCAUCAAAAGAAUUAGCACAACGUAUGGCAAUCAUGUUUAUAAAGUGGUUAUCUCCUGAUGAAUAUGGAUCAGUUGUUGAUUAUAAAACUAACGUAGAAUUAAAUGUAUUAUGUUCAGGUGCUCCUAUACUUAUACAACAGUGGAAAUAUUAUCAAAAUAUGUUAGGGUUUGAAGAAGAUAAAGAUCAUGCAUAUUUAGGAUUAAUAGAUGAAUUAUUAGUUAUGAAUAAAAGAUAUAGUGAAAACAAAGACUAUGUUAAAACAUUAGAAAAUAUAAAAAAAUCCAAAGUUUUUAAACAUUGCACAAAAAUUAUGAGAAUUGGUGGUAAGGUAUCAUCUGUACCUUUUAAUUAUGAAAAUGUAAAGAAACCAAGUUCAUCUAUUAUUGGUUCAUUAGGUAAUUUAAUUAAGGCUAAUAUUAGUACAUAUUAUAAGGCAACAGCUCAAAGAAUUAAUUCUUAUUUUCAUUAUACUGAGAAAAAAAGUAAAAAAUCAAGCCCAUUGAAAAUUAUCUCAGUUUGUACUCUUCUACAUAUAACAGAUAUGUUAUAUAAAUGCUCAGAUGAAAAUUCUAAUGGAGUAAUGGAUUUAUAUAACUUACAAUUUAAUACUUUAAAUAUGAAAGGUAAAAUGGUAUUACAAUAUUUAGUGCACUUGAAAUUCUUAACUGAGGAAAAAAAAUCUCAUCUUAAGGAGAUAUGUGAGCCCCAAAACGGAUUAAUAGACGAGACUUUAACCAAGAUGUUAUCUCUACUAUCAACCGACUCUCAUGAAAUAUUAUCACAUGAAUUAGAAAACAAAGGAUUUGACGAAGAUUAUAUUCAAGAUGAAAUAAAGAAUAUAAACGAAAGUGAUAACAAUAUUAGAGAUAAAGAAGAAGACGAUGCUGAAAAUAUGAUUUUUGAUGAUUUAUAA
Molecule: messenger RNA, 3324 nt
Organism: Plasmodium gaboni
Lineage: Eukaryota; Apicomplexa; Aconoidasida; Haemosporida; Plasmodiidae
Product: rhoptry neck protein 4
Exons: 3
Coding region: 1-3324 (1107 amino acids)
Source: RefSeq, a predicted model, not a curated record